Messenger RNA from Penicillium brasilianum, 1299 nucleotides. NCBI's taxonomy places the organism in Eukaryota, Fungi, Ascomycota, Eurotiomycetes, Eurotiales, Aspergillaceae. The record is from the annotation of a GenBank genome assembly.
AUGUCUUCUACGAGUGGGACCCCCGAGGCCUCGUCCCUCGGGGCAUUUUUCUUUUUUGGUCUCCUUUGGAUCGUGGUCAUUGGCGUGUUUCCCCUGCUAGCGCUGGUGCACGUCUCUCCAGAUCAACAGCCCAAAGGUUGCCGGCGACUGGGUCUUUCUCCGGGACAGAGCAAUCUGGCCGAUGAAUAUGAUUCCAAAUACAACGAGGGUGUACCCAGUGAUCAGAAAGAAGAAAAUGGUUCCCCCUCAUGGCGCGUCAAAGCACUCUUCACCUAUCCGCUAAAAUCAUGCGGCGGCAUCGAACUACAAACUUCCGAUGUCGUAGGUACGGGCCUCAAAUACGAUCGCCAAUUCGCGUUUGCUGAGGAGACGGACGCUGGAUGGAAUUGUCGUACUCUCCGCAAUGCCGGCUUCCAACGUAUGGCUUUGAUUCACACGGAAGUCUGGGUUCCCGACCCUUCCUCACCAGACUAUGACGACCGUCGGCCGGAGAUGCAGUCGGACGGCGUGAUGAUCGUUUCAUAUCCGCGAGUCGCACCACCAGGUCCUUUGGGGAUGAUCGUCAAAUUCACCAUGGCAAUCCGCCUCCUCAAGUCUCGCUGUUCGUUCCAGGUUCCCCUCGUUCCGUCCAAGAACAGCAAGUAUCCAGUCGCUCCGGUCAGAAUCUGGAAAGACAAGCCUCUCGCCUACAACUACGGCAGUCUUCUUCCACCUUCGCUGCACACCUACUUGGGCUUUGAUCCCUCAAAGUCCCCUCUGAGUCUCUUCCGUGCCCAUCCAUCGCACAACCGGGAGAUUUUCCGUAAUGCACCUCGCAACGAGCAAAUCGGCUUCCAGCCCAACACUGCUUUUGCAGACGCAUACCCGAUCCAUCUCCUCAAUAUCGCCAGUCAUCGGGAUGUCGCUGCACGAUGUGCAGAGCCAAUCCCACGCUUGAGUAUUAGACGGUUCCGUGCGAAUAUCAUCGUCCAGGGCCCCGAGGCUUUUGCUGAGGAUCAGUGGAAGAGGAUGAUGAUUGGGGAGACGGAGAUAUAUGCCGCUUGUCGCACUGUCAGAUGUCGACUGCCGAAUGUAGAUCCUGAUACCGGAGAUCGGCAUAAGACAGAGCCGGAUCGGACGUUGAAGUCGUAUCGUCGGGUUGACCCAGGUGAUCGGACGAAUGCGUGCUUGGGGUUGCAGCUCGUGCCUGCUGUUGAGAAAUGUUCUCUCGCUGUUGGUGACGAGGUGCGGGUUUUGGAGAUGGGGGAGCAUCAGUAUAUUAAGAUGCUGGCGCCUGGAGAGAAGGUUGAGGGUGUAUGA